GAGGGAAUGAACAGUCACUGCAGACUCCUGUAGUUCCCCAUCCAUGAUCAAGAUAAAUAGACUCAGCAGCCGCGUUUAGUUGUACAUUUCCUCUAGCAGGAUGUUGGUCAAGAUAUUAGUCUGUGUCCUGUUUGCUGGAUUCGUCGUGGAAUCCAGUAUCAUUUCUCGCUGCAGGCUAGCAACAGAUCUGAGGGAAUCUGGAAUCAGGCGUAGUCUAAUACCUCACUGGGUUUGUUUAGCUGAAGCAGUAAGCAACCGGAAUACAACAGCAAGAGGUGGACCAUACGGUGGAGGUGUCUACACAUACGGUAUCUUCCAGAUAGGAAGUAACAUUUGGUGUGAUAUUGGAAGGAGGGGGAAAAAAUGCAAUGCUAACUGCGAAGACUUGAUUGGAGAUAAUGUAUAUGAAAGUAUCAGCUGUGCCAUUGAAAUUUACGCCGAAUACGGAUUCGAUGCAUGGAGUGGAUGGGUAUCCAAGUGCAAAGGCAAACCAAUCCCAGACAUUUCCCACUGUCUCUAGGAAAUCCAUUUCUAACUAUACAUCAACAGCGGCAGUUACUGAUGGCAGAGAUUAAGAAAAGAGAGAAAACAGGAAUAGCUAGAAUGUGCUGGAGAAUGGAGACGAUCUCUGGAAAUUGAUAAAGUAAUGGAGAGACAAAAGAUCA
This is a messenger RNA of Nezara viridula (southern green stink bug), 665 nucleotides long. Lineage: Eukaryota; Metazoa; Arthropoda; Insecta; Hemiptera; Pentatomidae. The record is from the annotation of a GenBank genome assembly.